ACUGACAAAACCACCCAUUUAUCCUUGAGAAGCUGUCCUGUGAGUACCGUUGUCUUCUUCUUCUCCACAACAAAAUCAUGGUGUUCUCUUCGCCUUCGGUUGCAGUUUCACCUACAGCUCUGCAAGUUCUUCCCUUUUCAGACCCUCCAUACAAGCUUCUCCAAAAUCAUCCAUCUCUUACCCUUCUCUCCACUUGCAAAAAUCUGCAGACCCUCAGACAAAUCCAUUCUCAAAUCAUCAAAACUGGUCUUCACAAAACCCAGUUUGCACUUAGUAAGCUCAUACAAUUUUGCGCCAUUUCACCUUUUGGUGAUCUCUCUUAUGCUCUGUUACUAUUCAAAACCAUUGAGAAUCCUAAUCACGUAAUUUGGAAUAAUAUUAUCAGGGGCCUUUCACUGAGUGAAUCCCCAAUUGACGCUGUAAAAUACUAUGUUCAUAUGAUUUUAUCUGGUGUAUAUCCAAAUACUCAUACGUUUCCUUUCGUUUUGAAGUCUUGUGCAAAAAUUGGAGGUACCCAUGAAGGGAAACAGAUCCAUGCACAUAUUUUGAAGCUUGGACUUGAAAAUGAUGCCUUUGUACAUACUUCUUUGAUUACCAUGUAUGCUCAAAAUAGUGAAUUGGGAAAUGCAAGAUUGGUUUUUGAAAAAAGUUCUAUGAGAGAUGCGGUUUCUUUCACUGCUUUGAUAACGGGGUAUGCUUCGAGGGGUUUCCUGGACAAGGCCCGAGAGCUUUUUGAUGAAAUUCCUAUUAGAGACGUGGUGUCCUGGAAUGCUAUGAUAGCGGGGUAUGCCCAGAGUGGUCGAUCUGAAGAGGCAUUAGCUUUCUUUCAAGAGAUGCUUAGAACAAAUGUCACACCAAAUAUGAGUACAAUGAUCAGUGUCCUAUCAGCUUGUGCUCAGUCAGGAUCCCUCGAGGUGGGCAAUUUGGUCCGCUGCUGGGUCGAGGAGCAUGGACUUGAAUCGAAUCUUAGGCUUGUAAAUGCACUUGUUGAUAUGUAUGCCAAGUGUGGAGACUUAGAAAAGGCUAGCAAUUUGUUUGAGAGUAUACAGGAUAAGAAUGUGGUUUCAUGGAAUGUUAUGAUUGGAGGUUAUACUCAUAUGAGCUUCUAUAAGGAAGCGCUGGGGCUUUUUAGGCGAAUGCUGAAGUCACAUGUAGAGCCUAAUGAUGUGACCUUGUUAAGCAUUCUUCCAGCUUGUGCUAACUUGGGUGCUCUUGGGCUUGGGAAAUGGAUCCAUGCUUAUAUUGACAAGAAACGAGAAACUUUGGCUAAUGGUGCUCUUUGGACAAGCCUCAUUGACAUGUAUGCAAAAUGUGGUAAUAUAGAGGCAGCUAAACAAAUUUUUGAUGAUAUGAAUCCUAGAAACUUGGCUUCUUGGAAUGCAAUGAUUUCUGGGCUUGCUAUGCAUGGGCGUGCAGAUAUGGCUCUUAAUCUUUUCUCAAGAAUGACUAAUGAGGGAUUCAUACCAGAUGAAAUCACCUUUGUUGGUGUAUUAUCUGCAUGUAACCAUGCUGGUUUGCUAGAUCUUGGACGCCAGUAUUUUAGUUCAAUGACCCAAGAUUACAAGGUUUCUCCAAAAUUACAACACUAUGGGUGCAUGAUUAAUCUCCUAGUCCGAGCUGGAUUGUUUGAAGAAGCAGAAACCCUCAUGAAAAGCAUGGAAAUGAACCCAGAUGGGGCAAUCUGGGGCUCUCUGCUCGGAGCUUGUAAAGUACACGGACGCGUUGAGUUGGCUGAAUUUGUUGCAAGGCAUCUUUCUGAAUUGGAGCCUGAAAACCCCGGGCCUUAUGUGCUCUUAUCAAACAUCUACGCAGGUGUCGGUAGAUGGGAGGAUGUAGCGAAAAUAAGAACUAAGAUAAAUGAUAAGGGGAUGAAGAAAGUUCCUGGAUGCACGUCUAUUGAGGUGGAUAACAUAGUUCAUGAGUUCGUUGUCGGUGACAAGGUACAUCCCCAGAGCAGAGAAAUUUAUAAAAUGCUAGAUGAAGUAGAUAUCCUUUUGAAGAAGGCUGGUUUUGUACCAGAUACAUCUGAGGUUCUGUAUGAUAUGGAUGAGGAGUGGAAAGAAGGGGCUUUGAGUCAUCACAGUGAGAAGCUAGCCAUUGCUUUUGGUUUGAUAAGUACAAAACCAAGGACAACAAUAAGAAUAAUCAAGAAUCUUCGUGUAUGUGGAAAUUGUCAUUCUGCUACUAAGCUAAUAUCCAAGAUCUUCAAUAGAGAGAUUAUUGCUAGGGACAGGAAUCGUUUCCAUCAUUUUAAAGACGGUUCUUGCUCAUGUAAAGACUACUGGUAAACUCCUGUUUGAUAGAAUUUGGAGUUUCUGUAAAAG
Molecule: messenger RNA, 2324 nt
Organism: Manihot esculenta (cassava)
Lineage: Eukaryota; Viridiplantae; Streptophyta; Magnoliopsida; Malpighiales; Euphorbiaceae
Product: pentatricopeptide repeat-containing protein At1g08070, chloroplastic
Exons: 1
Coding region: 78-2288 (736 amino acids)
Biological process (GO): RNA modification
Molecular function (GO): RNA binding; zinc ion binding; protein binding
Source: RefSeq, a predicted model, not a curated record